Molecule: messenger RNA, 1042 nt
Organism: Brachypodium distachyon (stiff brome)
Lineage: Eukaryota; Viridiplantae; Streptophyta; Magnoliopsida; Poales; Poaceae
Exons: 7
Coding region: 159-800 (213 amino acids)
Biological process (GO): protein ubiquitination
Cellular component (GO): membrane
Molecular function (GO): zinc ion binding; ubiquitin-protein transferase activity
Source: RefSeq, a predicted model, not a curated record
ACCCCUCGCUUGGUAUUCUCCUCCCACCCCACAUCUUCCUUGUUCUUGGAGUUGUUGUCCCGCGAGCUAGAAAAAGGCCCGCCCCCGCCUUUUGGCUCCUUCUCCAUACCUGCUCCGAAGAAAGCGAACGAAGAGAGAGAGAGGGAGGGGUCAGAGAGAUGGCGCGCGACGAGCAGGUUGCCGGUGAUGUCUGCUCCGGCGGCCAAGCGCAGGUGGAGGUGGUGGUCGGGGUCGGGGUGGACGGCAAGGGGGCGAUAGAGUGCCGGAUAUGCCAGGAGGAGGGGGAGGAGGACGCCAUGGACUCCCCCUGCGCCUGCACUGGCACACUCAAGUUCGCCCACAGGAAAUGCAUACAGAGGUGGUGCAACAAGAAGGGGAACAUUACAUGUGAAAUCUGCAACCAGGUCUACUCCCCGAACUAUGUCCUCCCUCCAACCAAAUGUUGUUCAGAUGAAAUAAGCAUGGACCUUAGCAGGCAAAGCUGGGUUGGACGAAUUGAUCCCCACGACUCCCAUUUUCUAGCGAUUGCCAUUGCAGAGCAGCAGCUGCUGCAUGCUGAAUUUGAUGACUGUGUGUCCUCAAAUUCAAGUGGUGUCACAUGCUGCCGGACUGUUGCUUUAAUUUUGAUGUUCCUUUUGCUUGUGCGCCAUGUAAUCGUAAUUGUGAGGGAUGUUAGCAUGCUACAAGAUGCAACGGUGUUGUUCAGUGCGACUCUUCAGUUUGCAGGAUUCUUCCUUCCAUGUUAUGUUAUAGCACGCUCUUGCUAUGCUUUUCAACAUCGGCGGCGAAGACAGGUCUAGGGGCUCACCGGAACCUGGAGCCAUAACCCUUGAGAGAAAGAUGAAGCCUGCGAAGCGAAGCUUCCCUCGGCUCGGAGCCUCUGCGAAGCGUGGAGGAAAAUGUAGGGGAAUUAGAUGGAGUAGCUGCAACAACAGGACCCCGUCAAGCUCAACUGUACAUAUGAGGAAAGCUACAGAUGCAACUUGAUACAUUUCCUUCCUUUCAAUAAAAUGGCCGCCAUUAGAAUGAUUCGAUGAUUCAA